AUGGCCUCAGAGUUUAUCUUAAGGAGUUUGGUUAUAGUUUCCCUUGUCACAUCCCUAGCGCUGCCAGGCUCUCUCGGAGCAAUAGAGUGUGAGAAUCUAAGCAAGGAAACAUGUUCAUUUUCUGUUUCAUCUAGCAGCAAAAGGUGUGUCCUAGAGAAAUAUGUGAAAAGAUCAGGUGAAGAAGCAUACACAUGCAAAACAUCAAAUAUUGAAACUGAUAAACUAAAAGAUCACAUUGAAAGCGACCAGUGCAUAAAAGCUUGUAAUUUAGACAGAUUAUCACUUGGAAUUUCAUCAGAUGCACUUCUGGAAUCUCGUUUCAUAGCAAAGUUAUGUUCUCCACAGUGUUACAAGAGUUGUCCAAAUGUUGUUGAUCUUUACUUCAACCUAGCAGCCAGUGAAGAUGUGUUUCUUCCUAAGUUGUGUGAGAUGAAAGGUGGAAAUGCUCGCCGCAUAAUGGCGGAAUUGAAAAGCUCCGGUAUUGUGGCACCGGGACCUGUGGAUCAAAUGUUGUUUGCAGCAUCAUCUCCACAAUCAUUUAGUUCUGUUGAGUUUGCAGCUGAGCCUAUGGAUGCAGAUCUAUCAUGA
This is a messenger RNA of Vicia faba (fava bean), 588 nucleotides long. The record is from the annotation of a GenBank genome assembly. Lineage: Eukaryota; Viridiplantae; Streptophyta; Magnoliopsida; Fabales; Fabaceae.